AUGAAGUUCCAGUCUCUCUGCCUCGCCCUGGCUUCGGCCAAUGUCGCCCUCGGCAACAACCUGUUGGCCAACCUGGCUGACUCUUGGAUUCGCAACAACCAUGAGACCCAGCGUGCCUACUGGUAUGGUCGUGCCGUCGUCUUCGAGGGUUACGAGGCCGCCAUCGAGCUGACCAAGAACCAGACCCUGGUUGACUGGUACCGCGACCAGAUGGACUUGGUCGUCGCCGACAACGGAACCAUCAUCAAGUACGACAUGACCAAGUACUCGCUUGAUAACUACCGUAUCGGCAUGAACUUGCUGUGGUGGUACAAGCGCACUGGCGAGGAGAAGUACAAGAAGGCUGCCGACUUCAUCCGUGACAGAAUCAACCAGCACCCCAGAACUCCCACUGGCGGUUUCUGGCACCGUGAGCCUACAUACCCUGACCAGAUGUGGCUCGACGGUAUCUUCAUGGCCGACUCUUUCUACGCCGCCUGGACCAAGGAGUUCGAUGCUAAGAACACCACCGCCUGGGACGACAUUGUCCUCCAGUGGGACAAGAUCCAGGAGGUCACCAUUGACAAGGAGACCGGCCUUCCCGUCCACGGUUUCGACGAGAGCAAAACCGCCGUCUGGGCCAACCCCAAGAACGGUGCUUCUCCUCUCGUCUGGUCCCGCGCUGUCGGUUGGUACUUCUGGUCCCUGAUCGAGGUCCUCGACGUCUUCCCCAAGUCUCACCCCGGUUACAAGCGUCUCCGCACCUACUACAAGGAUCUCGCCUCCGCUCUUCUCCGCGCCCAGGGCCACGAGAGCCACCUCUGGGAGAUUGUCAUGAACAAGGAGUACGAGGGUGCUGAGGGCAACUACAUCGAGUCUUCCGCUUCUGCUAUGUUCACCUACGGCUGGUUAGCUGGUCUCCGCCGCGGUUUCCUCGAGGAGGAGAUCUACACCAAGCCUGCUAAGCAAGCCUACAAGCGCCUCUACCGUGACUUUGUCACCAAGCACAAGAACGGCACUCUGACCUGGGAGGGCACCGUCGAGGUUGGAUCUCUUAACAGCGAUGCUUCUUUCGAGUACUACACUGAGGUUGAGGUUGUUCCCAACGAUACCCGAGGCCACGGACCUUACAUGAUGGCUGUUUACGAGUGGGAGGUUCGCAACAAAUAA
This is a messenger RNA of Fusarium coffeatum, 1149 nucleotides long. RefSeq lists its product as uncharacterized. The record is from RefSeq and is a predicted model, not a curated record. The transcript is spliced from 2 exons. NCBI's taxonomy places the organism in Eukaryota, Fungi, Ascomycota, Sordariomycetes, Hypocreales, Nectriaceae. Bases 1 to 1149 code for a protein of 382 amino acids. Gene Ontology annotation, biological process: carbohydrate metabolic process.